Molecule: messenger RNA, 2459 nt
Organism: Coregonus clupeaformis (lake whitefish)
Lineage: Eukaryota; Metazoa; Chordata; Actinopteri; Salmoniformes; Salmonidae
Product: SIN3-HDAC complex-associated factor
Exons: 6
Coding region: 161-895 (244 amino acids)
Biological process (GO): negative regulation of cell migration
Source: RefSeq, a predicted model, not a curated record
GAAAUACAAUUGAGAUUUUCCCCCAGACACGCAAGGAAAACGGCAACAUUCGAACCCGGUGCGUGUUAACGGUGUAUUCAUUGUUACAUGAGUUUAAAUAGCCUACCAACGGCGUCUUUUAUCACCUUUACAACUCAUUCAUUAUUGACUAUAAAUCAAGAUGUUUGGCUUCCACAAGCCCAAGAUGUACCGGAGCCUAGACGGCUGCUGUAUCUGCCGGGCCAAGUCCUCGAGCUCCCGCUUCACCGACAGCAAGCGCUACGAGCGGGACUUUCACAGCUGCUUUGGGCUGAGUGAGGUGCGUUUUGGGGAGAUCUGUAAUGCCUGUGUUCUCCUGGUGAAAAGGUGGAAGAAACUCCCAGCUGGAUCCAUAAAGAACUGGAAUCAUGUUGUUGAUGCUAAAGGUUCAGGGUCAAGCUGGAAGACAACAGUGAGGUCCAAGAAGAUGAAGAGGAGAGCCAGGCCAAGCCAGAUCAGCCGAGUGCAGAAGGAGCUCAAGAGACGCAACUCUGAUGCCCACAGCACAACCUCCAGUGCCUCCCCCGCCCAUUCUCCCAGCUACAGCAACCAAUCAGACGAGUGCUCGGACGUGGAACUCUCACCAGGUGCCGUCCACUCGCCAGUCUUCUCUUUCCUGGACCUCACCUACUGGAAAAGGCAGAAGGUGUGCUGUGGCAUCAUCUACAAGGGACGCUUCGGAGAGGUACUCUUAGUCCCCCACCUCUACAAGCCCUGCUGUCAAAAGAAACGACAGCACGAGCCAAAAGAGGAAGGAGAGGAGGAAGCACAGGUGAGCAGAGAGAACCUGAUGAGCCCCGCGCCACCGAACAACCCCCUGCUCCCCCAGGUCAAAGACCACGAGGAGGUGCGAGGGGGAGGAACAGUGGGAAUUUGAUGUCGUAAUGUCACACAGAUGGACACAGAGAAAUGACAUUGCACUCUACAGAAGUCAGAUGGAGACCGUGGGUAUUUUAUGACGUCCUGGAGCACUCUCAAGACGGUCUUCUGGGAUUGCUUUAUAUUCAAGAGCAGCUAGACUACUUAUCAAAUGUUGUGUUCUGUACCAGGAUGCGGUGAGGUUUGUUCUUUUAGAUCUACUAACGAUUAUGGACUCUUGCCCCCCCCCCUCUCCCUGAGUGCUAUGAGAUUGUGAAUAUUCACAAUUUGUUUUCAAUAUGAAAUGCUGGAUCCACAAAAGCUGCAUGAGAAAUGGAGACCACUGGAACUGUACCUUUUCUAGUAGGAUAGAGCCAUAUCCAUUAGGCUAGAGAACAGCCUUCUAACACUUUGCCUUCACCUGUCCUGUACUAUACACACACAGGCUUUGGUCACUUUCUAAAAGGAUGCAUGCUCUCCUUUUAUUUUGCUUGUCCUUCCCUUACUCAACAUUGUCACUGAUGGGAUGCCUAACAUUGUAAGGGUAAAGCUGUAGAAAAUGUAAUUUGCCAAAUUUAUGUCAGAGGUGUGGGAAGAAAUUAUGCAUUUUUAAAGAAUAUGAUCAGAGCCUUAUUCUUUGGUUGUGUCCCUUUACCAAUGUCAUAUCCAGCCAUGAUUGUGCACCUGGUGUACUCAGUUAUAUUGAUGCUUUUUUCCCAGUCUACAUUUAAUAUUUGAGAUUGUAAAUAUGUAAGGCCAGUGAUAUUGUUACAUUUCUUGUCAUAGGAGUAGGUCUUUGGAUGUACGUACAAAGCACAUUCAAAGGUUUGAGGGAGCCUGUAGCGUGCCAUCAAGCACUGACCUCGAAGCAGCGCUCUCGAUCGCCAAUCCUCACCUGAACCAAUAUAAGCUAAAACCCACAAACUGACCUUGGAGCAGCACUUUUUGAGCACUUCCGAUCUCAGUCUACGGAACAGUUCCAUUUAGUUCCCUAGCCCCUUAGAAUAUCAUAUCUGAAGGUGACGGUAGAGUAGACGCUUUAUUCCUUUCAGUUCUGUGAACACUAACAGGGUUCAGGCUAUCUGGGAAGGGGCUAUGGCGCUAAAUGGAACUAGGCCUGGUUUUCUCCUAUUGAGAGUUUUGAUGCCCUUUAAUUUGGUGUUGUGCUUUAAGUUUGAAGCCUUUAGGGACUUGGUUGUACAAAUCUGUUGCAUGGUGACCUUGGGUGAAAUUACAACACUAUUUGUGUCUGUCACUUUUCCUCUGUUUGGCGCAAAAUGCUGUACAGCUAUGAAUAUAUUUUUGUAUAUAAAUGAUUAAAAAUGGAAAAGACUACAACAUAAUGAAUAGGUCAAACAUUUAGUUCUUAGUAUUAUAUAUGUCCCAAGACUGUCAUGGAUAUUGAGGGUGGUUCUAUACAAUUGUCAGUCCGAUGUGAUGUUAAUCUAGAAACCCCCUCCGUCUCCCAUGUAGGUUACUUCUGUCUUCACUUUUAUUUCAAGAAAUGUGUUUCCUUGUUCUAUACCUCCUGUCUAUUCACUAUUUGUUCAUAGAAUUUAAAUGUUCUUAAACCAUGGUAAGCA